UCCAUUCAGUCUUCUAUUGAUUGCUUUGCGAGUGUUUUGACUCGGUGAAAUGAAACUCUUAAUCUUUAUUUGUUCACUGUUGACUAUUGCUGCGGCCCAGGAUCCUUCGCUAUCAUGCAAUUAUAGCAGUAUUAAUCAAGUUUACCGAUGCGACCUUUCGAUCAACAAUCCCAACGGUUUCGACAACUUUACUGAAAUCGGAGGUAUUCAUUGGGAGGGAUUUACCGAUGCUGAUGUGAGUUUGAUUGCCGUAGACAGUGGAACUACUAGGAAUGUACCACAGAUUAUUUGUGCCACAUUUCCAAAUAUCAUCUCAUUUUCAAUGAGCGGAGUGCAAUUGACUGCAAUUAAUGACGACGCAUUCAGUGGCUGUUCACAAAUCCGACGGCUGUAUUUAUACUCAAACCGAAUCAAUUCGAUUUCUGAAAAUGCUUUUGUCAAUCUUCGAGAAGUUAAUUACAUUGGCUUGGAUACUAACAUCCUGACUACGUUGCCCGAAAAUGUGUUUAAAAAUCAACGAAAUUUAACGGAUCUGAGUUUGAGCUGGAAUUCACUCAGUGAGCUACCAACCGGAAUCUUCAGACCACUAGAGAACCUUGAAUAUUUGAGUGUAGGACACAACAACAUUUCCGCAGUUAACAGAGAAUGGUUUUCGACAAAUUCUAAAUUGGUUUUCUUAUAUCUGCCUGGCAACAGAAUUAAUUUGACAUCCGAUAACUUUGCACAUUUGCAACAGUCUCUCGAAUACCUUAAUUUGGGAAGCAACGGAAUCAGUGAUAUUCCCACUGGAGCAUUUGCUGGGUUAGCAAAUCUUAUCGAUUUGUUACUGUAUAACAACAAUUUUCGUGAAAUGCAUGAAAACUCGUUCGCAGAUCUCGGUCAAUUGAACUACUUGGAUUUACGUUUAAACCCAAUAGAAAGAAUUGAUAAUGGAGCAUUCCGAGGACUCGACAGCUUAGUUACAUUGUCACUAGCAAAUUGUCGUAUACGCGACCUAGCUCCAAUUUCAUUCCAAGGUCUCAGCAACUUAGAUUCUAUUGAAUUGAGUUUUAAUGAAAUUGAGGACGUUCCUGCUGGAACCUUCACACCUAUGCCAAAUCUGGUAUACAUCGGUCUAAGGAAUAAUCGCCUGAAAACAUUACGAAGAAAUAGUUUUGGAACCCUAAGUAAGCUACUUGGACUGGACUUGGACGAUAACAUUGUGAACGCACUUGACGCAGCGAUUAUCGAUGAUGCUGUCGAUCUUAUCGCGCUUUACUUCAGCGGAAAUCUGUGUGCCAACAAUUAUUUCAGCAACUUCCUAAUCAGUAGAGCGACGUAUUUGCCAAUGCUUGAAGUUUGCUUCAAUAACAUGAGAUAUAUCGUAGAUACGACAACGGAGAGUGACGGUUUCUAUUCAUUUUUCGACGGAUCACGGCCUGGAAUAGUAGUGCGCGUACAAUCUGAGAACGAAAUACAGAUUGCACUUACCCCAUUCAAUUUUCUGUGGACUGAGUCGAUUGAAAUUUUUAUUGGUUCGGCCAACAAUACCCGUUCCGUGAUACGAAUAAAUGGGGAAACUGAUGUGGUCGCAGUACCAACACCAAAUGUCAUUCAGCAGAAUCGAUGGAACGAUUUCAGAAUAACUUGGGCAAAUCAAAACGUUCUGGUUUCUCGUGUUAGUGAAACCUUCCCAUUCAUGAAUUACACCAUGCCAAAUUUCUUCCCGAUUAAUUUUUAUGGUUUGAGGGCUGUUGAGACCAGAGCUACGUGGAGGGUGACACCAUAUGUUUUUUGACGGAACUCUGAAAUUAAUAUAAAUUAAGGAAAAGAUGAAUUUGUAAAUAAAAAAAUAUUAUUGAAAUGA
Messenger RNA from Bradysia coprophila, 1846 nucleotides. RefSeq lists its product as uncharacterized. The record is from RefSeq and is a predicted model, not a curated record. NCBI's taxonomy places the organism in Eukaryota, Metazoa, Arthropoda, Insecta, Diptera, Sciaridae. Gene Ontology annotation, molecular function: protein binding. Gene Ontology annotation, cellular component: plasma membrane.